AAACCUGUUUCUCUGGAGCGAUUUCACGAACCUCCCUCGGGUUGGGUUACCGUUGUGUUUUUGUUCUGGAGUUUGUCAAAUUCAAACAAAGUUAUUCUCUAAAUUUGUGUCUUCGGAGCUGUCAGUCCAGCUCUAACCAGCUGGGUUCACCCUCUCUCCCAUGGUGACAUAACAUUGCCGCCGCUAACACGGUUUUGUUUUGUUUUUUUGCCAAUAAUAGCAAACAAGCCGAAGAUCAGUCGAAACAACUUUUUUUUUUUUUUUUUUUCUCGGUAAAGCGUUAUUUAAAUGAACAUUAGCUUAAAUAGCUAAAGAGUGAGAAACUAUUGUUUUAUGUUCGCCAUACAAUUAUCUCGCUGUAAGUUUGAUUCAACCAUCAGAUUACUUCCGAAACAUCUUUAUCAGAGUUGAUGUGGGAGUUGUAGUUUUUAGGUGUUUCAGUUAUUUUGCUCGAGACUGUCAAGUGCUUUCAAACUGUGGCUGCUAACUUCGGUCUGCUCCUGUAUUUACUCUAAAAAAGCAUAACAUUAGACGGGUUCUUUUAAAUAACAACACAAUUUAAACCAAUACAACUCAGUUCUACGUAAAAUAGGCAUUGGAAGGCAGUACUUUAGAUUUAAAGAUAUAUUAAAAUGGAUGUUCGGCACAUUAGUUAGACAGGAACCAAAUGUUUUGCUUAAGUGUUAUUUAGUAUUGCAAAAACCUGUUUUGUGUACGUUUUUAAAGUACGUGUCCUGUUGACGUCUCCGGAACUACAUUUCCCAUGACUUCAGUUGGAAACGCAUUUCUGCGAGCGCAUGCGCACUGUGUGAUCUUGGAAAUCAAGUUGGUCAAAACAGCUGGUGAUAAAAUGCACAAGUUGAAACCAUCACAGAGGGACAAAGUUCAUCAGUUCAUCUCCUUCAGUCAGGCAGGGGACAGGACAGCUGUGGACUGCCUGACUCAGAAUGACUGGAAAUUAGAAGUUGCCAUAGACAACUAUUUCCAGAACCUAGACUUGUACAACAAAGAAUCCAUGAAAACGUCAGUGGACCGCAAGAAGCUUGAACAGCUCUACAACAGAUACAAAGACCCCUAUGAUGAGAAUAAGAUAGGUAUCGAUGGGAUCCAGCAGUUCUGCGAUGACCUAAAUCUGGACCCGGCCAGCAUCAGCAUCCUUGUGGUGGCCUGGAAGUUCAGAGCAGCCACGCAGUGCGAGUUUAGCAGGAAGGAGUUCUUCGAUGGGAUGUUGGAACUUGGCUGUGACAGUCCAGAAAAACUUAAGGCCAUCCUCCCCAGGCUAGAACAGGAGCUGAAAGACAAUGGGAAAUUUAAAGACUUCUACCAGUUUACGUUCAGCUUUGCCAAGAACCCAGGCCAGAAAGGUUUAGAACUAGAAAUGGCUGUUGCUUACUGGAAUCUUAUCCUCACGGGUCGAUUCAAGUUCUUGGAUCUAUGGAUUCGCUUCCUGCUGGAGCAUCACAAGCGCUCAAUUCCCAAGGACACCUGGAACCUCCUCUUGGACUUCUCCAACAUGAUUGCAGACGAUAUGUCAAACUAUGACGAAGAAGGUGCCUGGCCUGUGCUCAUUGACGACUUUGUGGAGUUUGCUCGGCCAGUUGUAGCAGGAAAUAAACGCAACAUGACAUAAUGUUUGUUGCAGCCCCACCAAAUGGAAGAUGCUGUUUUCUUUCUUCCAUUUCUUUCUAUUUAAUGAGAUUAUGAAAGAGAAACUGUCUCUUAAGUAGGUUGGCCAGGAGUUUUCAACAAUUAUUCUGCUGCAUAACAUGCCGAUGAAGGGGUGGGGGGGACAAAAACUGCAGAAAAAAACAGAAAGAAGAGAGAACUGUUCUGUCUGCUGCUAUAGACAGAUGCUGGAAAUGUAAUAUGAGUAAACUGAUACUCAUCCAUUAAACUAGCAGAGGUGGUAGGUUUUAACUGCCUCUCUGGACUCAUUUAAAAGUACACUCAGAAUAAAAGUGGGCUUUUAACCUAAUGCGGGUGUAAACGAAACAGUGUGGCAAUGUUUGCUGGUUCUAUCAGUGUGAAGCUGAUUCAUGUACUUGUCAUCACAAUAUGAGCACAGUAUUUGUGUUUGGGCUUGUUGCUGUAUGUUGAACGAGUGUGUUGGGUGGAGGUAAAAUGUGUACCCUUCUGCACAAAAUAUAACAAGCUGGUUUAAGAUGUCAGAAAGUUCAUAUUCACCUUCACUAAGCGAGAGUGAAAAUGUUCAGAUUCACACUAUAUAUUCCUGUCAAUGGAUAUAAAGCCUCACGCUUUCUGAUUCCAACACCAGCAUUAAGGUAUUGUUAUCAAAAUAUAUAUUUGACAUUGCUUGUAUAAGACAGGUAAUGGCAUUUUAAAAUGGAAAAAGCGUUCCAUUAUUUAGUAUGGGUUGGCUUUGCAGUGCCUAAGAGCUUAAAUUUCAACCUGUAUGCGGAUGUUUUCUGUUAUCCAGGUGAAGCCGUGUCACCUCUACAGACUGCACUGAUUUACACUUUUUUGUAGGAUUUACAAAUACGGAGCUAUUCUGUUUACAUGACAGUAAAUUUCAUUUCUUUUUUCAAUGAGCCAAGCCUAGCCAAGAGUAUUUUAAAUGUUUGUUUACACUGUUGGCACUGUGUUGUCAUCAAAAAGUCACUGGGCUGUUGUGCUGCCGCCUAGCACCUAGUGGCUAAAAGUUACAGCAUUUAUUUAUUGUUCUGUCAAAGGUUUGAGCUUUUUUAACUUGUAGCAAUCAGAACAGUGCUGACUUAUCAGAAUUACUGAUAGUGAAACACAAAGCAAACCUGCAUAUGCUGAAUGCAGCGUUACAGGAUGCAGAGCUCAGGUAGCAGUCAUCUCUCUGUCAGCACUGCGUGUCGUCUUGUAUUUACAUCAGAGCUCACCCGGUUUCCUGUUCUGAACAGUGACUUUAAUCCUGUUCUGCAGGUUACCGUUGUCAUCAUAAUAUAGCCUCUGCCAUAUUUUGUUAAUAAGGAUCGUGCAUUAUUUUAUGGCAGAGCAUGCUAUGCACAGAUGGAAAUGCUGCCUGUGUUCGGUUAAUACGUUUGUGUUAAAUAGCUAAGAGUGAAAUUAUAGAGGCUAGUUCUGAUGAUUAUGUGUUUACUCCAGAUUAACUCCAAAUCAAGUGCCACUUUGUUCGUCAUAUCAGCUGAGCAAGGAUUGAUCCAGAGAAACAGCUUUUCUUUUUUUAACAAAUUUAACUUAUUUAGAGCAGUCAGAUACAUGAAGCAUAAGCUAUGAGAACAUCUGUUUGCAGCGAGUACAGUAUGUUAAUGUGGCGGCCCAUUGGUACGUUAUUUUUGUGAAAUGUGUCAACUGUUUCAUGUGCAGAUUGCUCUUAUUUAAACAGUGUUAUUUUGGCUGUGAAAUAAAAUAGCUGUUCAUAGAUCAAAAACAUUUCUCUGUUACGUUCUUAAUAAAAAGAAUAAACCAAUAAA
Girardinichthys multiradiatus is the source of this 3422-nucleotide messenger RNA. RefSeq names its product DCN1, defective in cullin neddylation 1, domain containing 2b (gene dcun1d2b). The transcript has 7 exons. Gene Ontology annotation, cellular component: ubiquitin ligase complex. Gene Ontology annotation, molecular function: ubiquitin-like protein binding; cullin family protein binding; ubiquitin conjugating enzyme binding. Lineage: Eukaryota; Metazoa; Chordata; Actinopteri; Cyprinodontiformes; Goodeidae. Gene Ontology annotation, biological process: protein neddylation; positive regulation of ubiquitin-protein transferase activity. Bases 764 to 1630 code for a protein of 288 amino acids. The record is from RefSeq and is a predicted model, not a curated record.